Molecule: messenger RNA, 2278 nt
Organism: Erigeron canadensis
Lineage: Eukaryota; Viridiplantae; Streptophyta; Magnoliopsida; Asterales; Asteraceae
Product: subtilisin-like protease
Exons: 1
Coding region: 39-2264 (741 amino acids)
Biological process (GO): proteolysis
Molecular function (GO): serine-type endopeptidase activity
Source: RefSeq, a predicted model, not a curated record
CUCAAGCAAAUCAAUUUAGAUACAAAAAUACAUACAAAAUGAUGUUGCCAACUAUUAGUGCUGUGAUAUUUCUCACUUGCAUUACCAUCUUCAAUGUCUUUCCCACCAAAGCCAAUGACGACGAGUUCAAAACUUACAUCGUUCACUUAACUUCUCCUCAAGACCAAGUGUUACUUCAGCCACAUGAGCUUGAAGCAUGGUAUAACUCGCUUUUGUCAAAAGUAGCUUUGGGUUCAAACCAGAAACCAAAGAUGGUUCAUGCCUUUCACCAUGUGAUUACAGGAUUUGCUGCUACAAUGUCUCCAAACCAAGCAAAGGUGAUGGAGAAUUUGAAUGGAGUUGUAUCGGUGAGGCAAGAAAAUGUCUAUGAACUGCAUACAACUCGUUCAGCUCACUUUUUGGGCCUGCGCCAAAAUUCAGGUUUUUGGAAACACUCUAACUUUGGAAAGGGGGUCAUAAUUGGGCUUCUAGACACCGGAACUACCCCUGGACAUCCUUCAUUUGACGACAAAGGCAUGCCCACUCCACCAGCAAAAUGGAAAGGCAAAUGUGAAGUGGCCGGGUGUAAUAACAAACUGAUUGGACUUAGAAGCUUUCUUCAUGGAACUUCUCCAGUAGAUACAGAUGGCCACGGGACACACACUUCAAGUACUGCGGCAGGGAAUUUUGUAGAAGGUGCUAAUGUAUUUGGAAUGGCGAAUGGUACGGCUAGUGGGAUAGCACCACUUGCGCACGUGGCCAUGUAUAAAGUUUGUGACUUUUUUUGUGACGAAAGCGCUAUCUUAGCAGGCAUGGAUGCAGCUAUUGAAGACGGUGUUGACGUGCUUUCAAUGUCACUUGGCGGACCUACGUCGGCCUUUUAUAAAGAUUCUAUCUCAAUAGCUGCCUUCACUGUCAUGCAGAAAGGAAUCUUCAUGAGCUGUUCAGCAGGUAACUUUGGGCCUCACAAUUCAUCGUUGUCAAAUGUCGCCCCGUGGGUUCUUACAGUUGGGGCUAGUACCAUUGAUAGAAGGAUAAGGACAACAGUGAAAUUGGGAAACAACAAGCUACUUAAUGGUGAAUCGUUAUACCAACCCAAGGAGUUCAAUACUCAUAAGCUUCGGCCUCUUGUUUACCCUGGAAAAGAUAAUCCAAAGGCAGCAUACUGCAUAGACGGGUCACUGGACCCCGCUGAUGUCAAGGGGAAGGUAGUUUUCUGUGAUGUGGGCGAUAUUGACAAUGUUCAAAAGGGCCAAGUAGUGAAGGAUGCUGGAGGAGUGGCCAUGAUUAUUGGUAAUGAUAUUACUUUUGGUGACAGUAUAGCAGCAGAGGCUCAUGUUCUUCCCGCAUCAUAUAUUGGUUACAACGAAAGCGUUGAGGUUAAGAAGUAUCUAAAUUCAACUCCCUCACCUGUUGCAACUAUCCUUUUCUAUGGAACGAUAACCAACUUUAAAUCAGAUCCAGAGGUGGCUGCGUUCUCUUCAAGAGGGCCUUGUCUUGAAAGUCCUGGAAUCCUAAAGCCAGAUAUCAUCGGACCCGGUGUUGACACUCUUGCAGCUUGGCAUGAAUCUGUAGACAAUAACACGAGAACAAAAGCAACAUUUAACGUGGAACGUGGCACAUCAAUGUCUUCUCCUCAUCUUGCAGGUACUGCGGCAUUGCUCAAAAGAGCCCAUCCAGAGUGGUCUCCUGCUGCUAUUAAGUCCGCAAUGCUGACCACGGCGAGUCAAGUUAGCCGUAAAGGACCCAUUGCAGAUGAACGUGGGCUUCCUGCUGAUAUAUUCGCCAUCGGCUCAGGUCACGUGGCACCAACAAAAGCCAGCGAUCCUGGGCUUGUUUUUGACAUCCAACCUGAUGACUACAUUCCAUAUCUUUGUGGGUUAGGUUAUACAGCUAAACAAGUUGGGAUGAUUGUUAAAAAGACUGUUAGCUGCUCAAAAACCAUACCAGAGGCCCAACUGAAUUAUCCUUCCGUUUCGGUAUCUCUAAAAAGGGGUGAUAGUAAAGCAUACACAAGGACAGUCACUAAUGUUGGUCCCCCACAAUCGGUUUACAGUGUCAAUGACUCCUCUAUACCGGAAGGUGUACGUGUAGAUAUGUUUAUCGAAAAUGGGGAUGGUUCUCAAGAGCUAAGCUUCAACGUGGUGCACCAAAAGCAAACAUUCAAAUUAGUAUUUACUCGGGAUAUCAAGGAUAAGAAGAAAGGUCCAUAUGGUCAAGGACAUAUAACUUUUGUAUAUGAUAAAUAUUCAGUUAGAAUCCCACUUUCGUUCAAAUUUGAAUGAGCUAAAGAGGAUGG